AUGAAUAGCACUUCUAGAGCACAGCAACGAAGUAAUAGCUCCUCCAGUAGAGAGCAGCACUCUGCUAGAUCGCCUUCAUCAGAUGACACUGCGCAACAGCCGGUCUUGACUCGGCAGUUCAAGUUGAUUUCGGUCAAUUUCAAAGAGGCCGCAUUAGAUAGUCCCAGUUUCCGUGCCAGUGUCAAUCAUUUAGAUAUACAAGUUGAUAAUAUCGAGAAAUGGCUAAUUGCAAUCUCGAGUUCCGUUAAGAAGAUCCCUCGUUAUGUUAAUGACCUCCAAUCGUUUUGCAAUUCCUUUUUGGAGCAUUUAACCCCUACCUUUUUACAAGAAGGGUUGAUCGAUCAAGAAUAUACGGUACCAGCUCUUCAUACAACCUUGGCUGGACUCAAGAAGAUAUGGGGGUUAAGUUUUCAAGCACUUAAUGUGAAUUUGCAUGCAUUGGAAGAAAUCGAUUCAUUCAUAUAUAGCGAAGUGCCUCGAUAUAAAGAACUACGAAAGAAAUUUGACGAGAAACAAGCGAAAUAUGACAAGUAUUUGAGUGUUUAUGUGUCAAUACCAAAGGCAAAAGAAACACCUAUGGUGAUGGAUGAUGCCAGGGAACUCUUUUUGGUGAGAAAGGAAUAUAUCCACGUUUCUUUGGAUUUAAUCAUUCAAUUGCAAAAUUUGGGUAAUAAAUUGAAUAAAUUGUUUGUCAAUAUGAAUGCUGAGUUGUUCAGAAGCAAAUGGAAUGUAUUUUCUCCUUUGAAUCUGGAUAGUACAUUUCGAGACCAGUGGGAAAAGGUUCAGAAGAUCCAACACUGGAACGAUUCUUAUGCUACCGCUGUGGAUAAGUUAACACCCGAUAUGUUGUCUGCCCGAGAACAGGUGGAAGAAGGGUGUCAUAUCCAAUUCCAGCCUUCUCUUAAUGCAGAUGAUUACAGGACCUUCUCAAUUAACGCCAAGUCCUUAGAUGAUAUUGAUGAACAAGGAAUAGAGAAGCACGGGUAUUUGUUUAUGAAAACAUGGACGGAAAAAUCUUCAAAACCUAUCUGGGUAAGGCGGUGGGCAUUCAUCAAAGGUGGUAUAUUUGGAUUGUUGGUUCUAAGUCCUUCACAUACAUUUGUCCAGGAGACUGAUAAAUUGGGUGUUUUGUUAUGUAAUGUGAGGUAUAAUCCCAAUGAAGAUAGAAGGUUCUGUUUUGAGGUUAGAACAAGUGAUAUUACCUUAGUAUUCCAAGCAGAAUCCCUUAUUGAGUUGAAGUCUUGGAUAAAAGUCUUUCAGAAUGAAAAGAAUAGGGUUUUGGGUACUGAUGAAGAAGAAGGGUUAGUUAAAAUUGCUUCCGGAAGGUAUCCUCCCAUAAUUUUAGAACUUGCUUCAACUCUUAGCACAGUUAUGGAUCGAGAAUUUACCAGCACAAGAAUAGUCAAUGCCGAGGGCCAAAUCAUUACUUCCAGUACAUUAUCAAACCACAUUGAAAAAAACGAAAAGUACUUUCAAAAGUAUAUCUAUUUUCAAAUUCCAAGAAUACGUCCACCGUUCAUAACUGAUACCACAAAAUCAUCCAUUAUUGCAUACAGUCUUGCUUCAGUGACCUCGGUACCGACUGCAUUGACUGCCAACAUUUGGGGAUCAGUUAACUGGGGGAUUUAUUACUUGCAUGAUUUAGUGCAGGACGGUCCCCCAAUUUCAACUUACGGAAUUGAACCUGAUCACGAAAUGAUUGAAUAUCAAGAGGACAAUCUUGGGAAUGGGAUUUAUCAUCCAAGUUACUACCCUAAAGAACUUGUCAGUUUAGAUAUUCAGAUGAGAUCGUUGUUUGAAUCAGCAAUUGAGCCAGGAGAAUAUUGUAUCCUUUCUUUCAGUUGCAUUUGGUCUCCUAACUCAAUGCAGGAGUUGGGAGGAAGAUGUUUUAUUACAACCCACCGGAUGUACUUUUACAUGCAGGCCCUGGGAUUCAUUGCAUUGUUUAAAGGAUUUGUAGGACUGCUUGUCUCGGUAGAUUAUACUUCACAAAAGCAGUAUGAUCUUUUGAAGAUUUAUAAUGUGAAUGGAAUUAUUAAAAUGAAGUUGUUCUUGGAUGAUGGGAAGCUCAUCAAGAAAAAAUUGGUUUAUAUAAUCAAUAACGUUGCCAGCGACAAACCAAAACCUCUUAGAGAAGUUCUUGCGGAAUUAGCGGAGAUUGAGGUCAAGUUAUCCAAGGGAUUGCCCAGUAGUGAGAAGAGAUUGAUUCUUGGAGAUGCGUCUUCACUUGUUCCUGCCAUUGAAGGAAAGCAAAGCGUACACAAGGUUGAUUUUAGUGAUGAAUAUGAUCUUGUUGGGGACCUGACCUUUGAUCUACCACCAAAGGCAAUUUUUCAUGCGUUACUUGGUGAUAAUUCCGUUAUUUUCACCGACGAAACGGUUUUCACAGUAAAGGAGUAUUAUAUCAAGAAGCCAUGGAGAACAUCGUCUCGUGGCACCUUGUAUCGAAAACUCAAUGUUCCAGCAAAAUAUGGGACAAAUCUCGGAGAAGUUCACAUUCGACAAGAGAUUGACAAUAUGGAAGAUAAUUCAUAUUAUACAUUCACCUAUGCCCGGUCAAAGUUUACAUUCUUCUAUGGACCUAGAUUCUCCGCCAUCUAUAAAAUAGUUAUUGUUGGCAUUGCCGGGAAACGUUCACGAGUUAUGUUCUAUUGUAAAGCAGUGUUUGAUCGUUCUACAUUCUACAAUUGGAUGCUCAAGAGAUUCUGUGUGCGAGUAGAUAUGAGCCAAAUUAAAAGGAUUCAGAAACGUCUUAAACAAGCUGAAAAGGAAGUUGGAAAACAUGGUAUGAUUGUUAAAUCUAUUUACUUGUAUGGAAAGUUGAGUCAUACCGAUGAACCCGAGGAAGAAUUGCCUGAUGGAUUGGUGAAGUUUGGAUUCGGUUUUGUUGCCCGAUUUAUGCUCAUUAGAAUGACUAAUAAAGCUGUGACAACUACUUAUAAUACCAUUAUGCAAAUAUUGAGAUUAUUGAUAAUAUUUUUGAAAUCGGUUAGAAUGAAUCAAUUUUUGCUUUUUAUUAUAUUUGGUUCAACCUUGCUUAAUUUGUACUUGUUUGGAAAAACUACCACUAGUUAUUGGACUGCUAAAAGGGCAAAUCAGCUUGCGCGUGAAUAUGUUACGAAAGAUCCAAUCGUAUUGCAGCGUUCUGUAUACCUUAAAGAUAUCCAAGAGCACGUUAAUAAUAGAAACAUCAGUUUUGGAAAUCCUAAGGUAUUUGGGCUAUUCAAGAAUAUCUCAUUUGUGCACAGCUUUAAUUAUGAGCCCCAUUGGACUGAUGAUUACUUUGAUGACAAUACCAGAGAUGUCGCCAAACAAUUACGAUUAUCAUUUCAAGAGAUUGGUGUUAAGAGACACGAGUUAUUGGUCAAAUUGAACAUUUUAAAUGAUAUGGAAAGGGAAAUCGCCCAAGCGGAAUGGAACAACUGGUUGAUGAGCGAGGUACAGCGGUGUGAUUACUUGAAGGAGAAUAUCUUGGAUCUGCUAAAAAUUGAUGAGAAUGUGGUUAAAGGAAUUGAAACGGUCAUGGGAUUCUGUGAAGAGUGUAGAGAAGCCUUAGCGGGAUUAAUAUAAGCAAAUGAUCUCAGUGGGUUCUUUCCAAUAAAGUUUACUUCUAUUUGUUUCUAUAUCGAUACCAAUAAUAGUCUUAUAUAUAUAGAUCUAAUUAAUACCCCUUUUCAGCUAGAUUAUUUGCAAUUUCUAAAUAUAGCAAAAUUGGAUUAAAUGGUGGAUCUUGAUUGAACAUGAUUUUUGUAAAAGUAUCACGGGCAUUAUUAGUCCAAUUAAUCAAGUCCAAAUGAUCUACCUCAUCGAAGGUGCCCAUAUACUCUCCCCAUUUGGAACUAUCAACACUGACCAACCCGUCAUUAUCAACCAAUUUUUGAUAUUUUGAUUCAUUGCUAUGCUUGGACUGAAUUUUGAAUUUGGUAAUUAGCCAAGUCAAGCCAAAGAAGUUAUACCAACGAGGAUUGAAUCGAGCACCAUAGGAAAAGUACGCUACUUCGGGGUCAUCCACCACUAUUUUGUUGAAUGUUGCCAUAUUGGUCGUAGUCAUGUCGAAAAUCGAUCUGGGGACUAGUUGAGAAAGCACCGGUCUAUUUCCCACAAGAUCCACUAUGAAAUCAGCGCAUUCGGACCCGUGAUGUGGUGUGGAGAUCGUAGUCAAUGAUGAUACUUUGUAAUGACUUUUGUCGUUCUGCAAUUUUGAAAUCAAAUAGCGGCUGUCCAAGCCACCCAUUGAAUGGCUUAUCAAAUUCAAUGUGACAGGGCUAUUU
This is a messenger RNA of Spathaspora passalidarum NRRL Y-27907, 4271 nucleotides long. RefSeq lists its product as uncharacterized. Lineage: Eukaryota; Fungi; Ascomycota; Pichiomycetes; Serinales; Debaryomycetaceae. Gene Ontology annotation, molecular function: protein binding. The transcript is spliced from 2 exons. Gene Ontology annotation, cellular component: cytoplasm; endoplasmic reticulum; plasma membrane. Bases 1 to 3570 code for a protein of 1189 amino acids. The record is from RefSeq and is a predicted model, not a curated record.